Suillus clintonianus is the source of this 1767-nucleotide messenger RNA. Its product is annotated as lysyl-tRNA synthetase. Gene Ontology annotation, molecular function: tRNA binding; ATP binding; lysine-tRNA ligase activity. Bases 1 to 1767 code for a protein of 588 amino acids. Gene Ontology annotation, biological process: lysyl-tRNA aminoacylation. Lineage: Eukaryota; Fungi; Basidiomycota; Agaricomycetes; Boletales; Suillaceae. The record is from RefSeq and is a predicted model, not a curated record. The transcript has 10 exons. Gene Ontology annotation, cellular component: cytosol; cytoplasm.
AUGGCAUCAGAAAGUACUGCAGGAACACACAAGGAUCCCGUCACGGGAGAGAUGAUUUCCAAGACUGAACUCAAGCGUCGCGAGAAGCAGCGCGAAAAGGAUGCAAAGAAGGCCGAGAAGGCUGCUGCUGCACCACCGCAAGCUGCACCUACUAAGCCUGCAGCUGCAAAUGAUGACGACCUUAACCCAAAUCAAUACUUUGAGCUGCGUGCUCGUACGAUCCAGAAGCUUAAGGAGACUCAGUCCCCCAAUCCCUACCCGCACAAGUUCCAUGUCACCAAGAGUAUCACCUCUUUUGUUGAAGAGUACAGCGAGGAAGGCUUGAUCCCUGCCGGCCAGAAGCUCGACAAUGUGAUUGUCGCUCUAGCUGGUCGUGUGCAUAAUAUCCGGAGCAGCGGCAACAAGCUGAAAUUUUACGACCUACAUGGCGAGGGCUCGCAAGUGCAGAUUCUCGCGAACGUCCGUGAUGCGGAAGACUCGAAAGAAUUCAUGUCUACCCAGGCACUCUUCCGGCGCGGUGACAUCGUCGGUGUCAUAGGCCACCCCUCGCGCAGUCAGAAGGGCGAACUCAGUGUCUCACCCACCAGUAUGGUUCUCCUUGCACCUAAUUUGCACCAACUCCCAUCCGCCCACUUCGGUCUCAAGGAUCAGGAGACCCGUUACCGCAAGCGCUACCUCGAUCUCAUCAUGUCCCCCGGUACGCGCAACAUCUUCAUCACCCGCGCACGCGUGAUCAAUUACCUCCGUCGCUAUCUCGACAACCUCGGUUUCCUCGAGGUCGAGACACCCAUGACGAGCAUGGUUGCAGGUGGUGCCACCGCACGUCCGUUUGUAACACAUCAUAAUGAUCUGGAUCUGGACUUGUACCUCCGCGUAGCGCCUGAGCUGUACUUGAAGCAGCUCACUGUUGGUGGACUCGACCGUGUGUACGAGAUUGGACGUGUCUUCCGGAACGAAGGCAUUGAUUUGACGCAUAACCCCGAGUUCACUCUUUGCGAGUUCUACAUGGCCUACGCGGACAUGUAUGACCUCAUGGAACUGACAGAGAACCUUCUCGAGGGUAUGGUCAAGUACCUGAACGGCGGAAGUACGAUUGUGAAGUACCACCCCGAAGGCAAGGACGGCAAGGAGCUCGUGAUGGACUUCAAGACGCCAUGGAAGAGAUAUGACAUGAUCCAGACGCUCGAGAAGAAGACAGGAGUCAAGUUCCCCCCUGGUGACACGCUGCACACGGCGGAGACCAACAAGUUCUUGCGAGACUUGUGUGUCAAGCACAAUGUUGAAUGCAGCGAGCCCCGGACUAAUGCUCGGCUUCUUGAUAAGCUCGUUGGCGAUUUCAUUGAGCCCCUCUGCGUCUCUCCCGCAUUCAUCACUGGCCACCCUCAAGUCAUGUCUCCCCUCGCCAAGAACCAUCGCUCACGUCCUGGAUUGUGCGAGCGUUUCGAAGGGUUCAUGUGCGGGAAGGAGUUCUGCAAUGCGUACACCGAGUUGAACGAUCCAUUCGAGCAGCGGUUGCGCUUUGAGGAGCAGUCGCGCCAGAAGGAUCAAGGUGAUGACGAAGCACAAGGCGUAGAUGAAGUAUUCGUUGAUGCGCUCGAGCAUGGUCUGCCACCAACUGCAGGCUGGGGCAUGGGCAUCGACCGAGUCAUCAUGUUCCUCACUGACUCCCCUAACAUCAAGGAAGUGCUUUUGUUCCCUGCCAUGAAGCCUCUUGAGACGGCUGCCAAUGCAAGCGGAAAGGAGCCUGGCCCAGCCGGGCAGUCGUAG